Molecule: messenger RNA, 1710 nt
Organism: Caenorhabditis elegans
Lineage: Eukaryota; Metazoa; Nematoda; Chromadorea; Rhabditida; Rhabditidae
Gene: cex-2
Product: Calexcitin-2
Exons: 5
Coding region: 1-480 (159 amino acids)
Molecular function (GO): calcium ion binding
Source: RefSeq, marked reviewed
AUGCAUCCAAAAGCUGCAAACCCAAAGGAAUUCUUAGAGAGCAAGUGGAAACAUGCGUUCACUACAUUUUUCGAUCUCGACCAGAACGGAUUGAUCGAGUGGAAAGAUUUCAAAGAUCUGAUAGAGGUAAUUGGAGAAGUUCGCGGACGCCGUUCGGAUUUCUUCAUGACCGCCCGUCUCUGCCUUCCAGAUAUUUGGCAAAAAAUGACCGAGGCAAUUGGAAAGGAAGAGGAAGAUAUUAUCACCCUUUCCGACUGGAUUCAACUGUGCCAAUCGUCGAGAAAAUCAGUUCGUGAGCCGGCUUGGCAGAAAGCGUACGUUGAGUACAUGUUUAAGCUUCUCGAUGAAUCGGGCGAUCAUCUUGUAGAUCAAGCUGAAUAUGUUCAAGUGCUCGGGUACUUUGGAGUCAAUAGAAAGGACUCAAGUCAUUGUUUUGACCAAUUUGCUUUUGUAAGUAUAUCAGAAAUAGAAAAAUAUUAACAUGCCCAUUAGAUUCUCCUGCUAGAGAAUACUUGAUCAUUUACGUUCCCCUAAAGCGUAGCCAUAGAUUUUUGUGUUCUCGAAAAUCAAAAUUUCAAACAAAAUCUUUAUUUCCUUUGAAGUUCUUCAUUUCAGUCUUUUUGUUUUAAUGCUUCAGUGAAUUGUUUAGUUACCUUAUCAGGUUAACAUCGCUCUUUGAUAUGUGGAUUCGAAAUUAUUCCAAAACAAAAAUGAAAAUCUUCAAAAAUAAAAUUCAAAAACAGCAUCGUCCACUGCAGAUUUUCGAAAUCACACUUAAUAAUUUGUAAUCCAACUUCUAAGAGCAUUUUCUUUCUAGAUUAACCAGCUACGUAGCAAUCUGAUCGAAAUCUUAAAAAUAAAAAAAGUAAUAUUUGUGAACGUUUUCUUAUGUUGGAAUUACACAUGAAUAAUGCAAUUUUUAUAGUUUAGAUACAAUUUUACCUUUUCCGUUUAGUCUGGUGGUAUUCACAGACAAAUAACAUUAAAUUCAAUAUUCAAAUCAAAAAAUACGAUUCAAUUGUGAAAUACAAACAUUUUAUUGAAAUCAUUUAAUGAAAGUGGGUGGGUAGACCAAGAAGGAUCAUAUUUAGCAAUAAUUUCACAGUGAGUAAUUGAUUUAAAUGGGGAAAAACUCAUAUUGGCUCUUUGCUCUAUCGAACUCCGAAUUUCUUCAUGGCUACUGUACCUAAAGAACUGUAGCAUCUCAAUUAAACUCGUUUUCGAUGUGCUUUCCUCCCUGAUAUUAUCUAUUGCCCAGACUAAUGAUUUCAUAAAUUAUUUGGGUGCCAUAUGAAAUUUUAAAAGUUAAAACUUGAAAAUAAUUCAGUUCAAAAAGUUUCCAAACCUUAAUAACUUAAAUUUCAGAAUCAUCAAGGUCAACUUAUCAAUAGUAUUGAUAAAAAGAAAUUCCAUGUUCUUUGGAAACAAUUCUUCCAUUCAGAAGAUCCAUCUAGCCCUGGAAAUUGGCUCUUAGGAAAAGUUUAAUUGAAAUAAAUACCUAUAAUGUAUUAUUCUUGACUAAUUUCGUACCGGUGUGUUUUUUAUUUGAAAUCUUUAUAGUUUCAUUCGAUUUCUCCUUUCCCCUUUCUCCAAAUUCUUUCCCCAAUCCCCGCAACAUACAUUUAAAUCACUUAUACUUCCAUAUGCAAUGAGCUUUUAAACGAUUUAUUGUCGUUAUUCUUUCAAUAAAUAAAACUAAUCGAAACUUAA